CAGAGUCGGUGCGGGGCGUGGGAUUUAUCUUUCCGAUCACAACGUGCCGCUGUGCGUGGUCCAGCGAGGACUGGGACCUUUGGACUGGACCUGGUCCGAGAACUUUAAAAACUUCUCCCAGCGCGCGCACUGGACUCUUUGGAGAGGUUUUUACGCACGCAUGCGCCCCUUUCCUUUUUUGUUUUUUUUUUUUAAAUGAGAAAGUUUGGAGCCGGCAGCGGUGACUUGACCCCCCCAGCGGUGAUCGAGUGUCACGGGAGGAGGAGGAGGAGGAGGAGGAGGAUGCUGCUGCUGGGAGAAUAUCUUCUCUGUGACGGACUGUAAAUCGAAGCGGAGGUGAAGCCAGGACUCGGUGUCUCCAGAUCCCGCGGCCCCGGGGGGCUCCUGGCAUAAACCCGCGCUUGACCCGGGAUAAGUUGACAACAAGAGCCGAGGAGCGGACACCCACUGGCAGGUGUACAAGUUCAUUUACAUGUCCACGUAAAUUCACGCCGCUAAAUAUAGCAGCCGGACGAGCAGCCUUAAUAAGUUCCUCCACCCACUCGCCGGGCCCCACGCACCGGGCGUGUGCGUGACUCUCUCUCUCUGUCUAUAUAUAUACAUAUACACACACACACACACCAUACAGGCUUUUAUUCCUGCCCGCAACCUGUAUCCCCGAGGGGCGCCCGCCGUCGGUUCGGCUGUGAGAGCGGGAGUCGUCGCAUGGACUGACAUGGCCACCGACCUCGCCAUGAGCGCAGAGCUGCCCAACAGCCCGCUGGCCAUCGAGUACGUCAACGACUUCGACCUGAUGAAGUUUGAGGUGAAGAAGGAGCCGCCGGAGGCCGAGCGCUACUGCCACCGGCUUCCCUCCGGCUCCCUGUCCUCCACCCCCAUCAGCACGCCCUGCUCCUCCGUGCCUUCCUCGCCCAGCUUCUGCGCGCCCAGCCCGGGGGUGCAGCCGAGCCAGAGCCUGAGCAGCGGGGUCACCAGCACCGGCGGCGGCAGCAGCAGCAACAACAGCAGCGGAAACACCAAUCACAACACUGCAGGGAAGCCUCCUCUGGAGGACCUGUACUGGAUCCCCAGCUACCAGCACCACAUCAACCCGGAGGCGCUCAACCUCACCCCGGAGGACGCGGUGGAGGCCCUGAUCGGGAACGCGCACCACCACCACCACCACCACCAGGCCUACGAGGGCUUCCGCGGCCAGCAGUACGUCGGCGAGGACCUGUCCGCGGCCUCGGCGGCGCACCACCACCAGCCGCACCACCACCACCACCAUCACCACCACCACCACGCCCGGCUCGAGGACCGCUUCUCCGACGAGCAGCUGGUGAGCAUGACGGUGCGGGAGCUGAACCGGCAACUGCGCGGCUUCAGCAAGGAGGAGGUGAUCCGCCUGAAGCAGAAGAGACGCACCCUGAAGAACCGAGGCUACGCGCAGUCCUGCCGCUUCAAGCGCGUCCAGCAGAGACACAUGCUGGAGACGGAGAAGUGCACCCUGCAGAACCAGGUGGAGCAGCUGAAGCAGGACGUGGCUCGGCUCGCCAAAGAGCGGGACCUAUACAAGGAGAAGUACGAGAAGCUGGCCAGCCGGACCUACAACCCCGGCGCCAGAGAUCAGUCUGCGAAGCAGGCCGAGUUCUUCAUGUGAAGACCCUCUCUCGACUCCUCAUUUACAAAAAAAAUAACAAUAGUAAAUGAAAAAAAAAAAAUAUUUUGGCGCGCACGGAAAUAAUCCUCGUGCGCAUUUCGAGUCUUAAACAUCUGAUAUGGGAUCACUCCUUUUUCUUCUUCCUCUGGUCCAGAAGUCUUAACUUGUCUUAAAAGAAAGAGAGCGGAUGAGAGGUGUUUCUUUUUGAAGGAGGCCAUGUUCACGCGCACAGACUUUUGUGUGACUCUAGCUUCCCCCCUCACACACACACACACACACUUUUACAAACCCUGCAUGCAGGACAUGUACGGUACCUCCUGUCAUCUGUAUGGAAAGCAUGGCCCGGUUCUCUCCUCCCUCCGUCCUUCCAUCAUCCAGUACAGGCCUGCGACACCCCCCUGCUCAUGAAACUUUUCAAUCAGAACUUUUAUAUGAUUUAGAAAGAGAUAACCUGAGCCAGAUUAAGACUGUAUUUAUUUCCACAUGUACAUAUGUGUAGAGCUGUUCUUUUUUUCUGUUGCUCAUGUCUUAAAUAUUUGUAUGUUACAGCAUGCAAAUCUAUCUAUCCUCCUCUCGGCUGUCCAACUAACAAGAGAUCAAACUCGUUUUCUACUUGGUGUCGGACACUGCUGAGUUGUGAAACAACCCGGAUGUACAUUUUGGAUGAAGACUGGACUCGCUGCUAAACUCUAUGCACCGUUUUGGUUUCAUUUUUUAUAUAUGCACAUAUAUAUAUUUGGCGGAAUCAUGCGGCCUGUUGGUGAAAUUCAAUGCUCGAUUGUUUUCAGGAAUUAUCGCUCUGUGAAAAAGAAAUCCCUGAUUCGUGUGUUCUUUUAUUCUGCUGCCUGGAUACAUGUGCAAUAUUGUGCAGAAGGAAGCCACUUGUUGAUGGCGUCUGGGGAAUUUUGAAUCAAACAUGCGUUUUUGAAAAGCAAAUUCAAUUCGAUAGAAAUGUUUUUAAUCUGCUUUAAUUUGAAUGUUCGUUUUACACAGGGGGGUAUUUUCUUGCGCCAUAAUUUCCCUCCAAAAAUACCUUUUGAAAAUAACUUUUCAUCCGUGAAAAAUCGUAUUUCCCGCGAAUUAUUAUUAUUGUCAUUAUCCUGGCACUUUCGAAAAAAAAAAAAACAUUUUACUGAUUCAUAUUUAAAUCAAAUGUAUUGUAAGUUCAGCUUCAAAAAUAUGUCAAACAUUUGACGCUCGUUCGUUGUGUUUACCGCAGCACGUUUGCUGGAUGAUGAGGCCUAACUCCUUUAUUUUUGUAUGUAUUUAUUCUUGUUUGUUUUGUGUUUUAAGAAAUUAACUAUAAUUUAAAAUUAAUAACUUUUUUUAAGCAUAAAAACUUAAAGGCAUUUGUUGAUUUUUUUUAUUCAGGCGAGCGUUUGCGUUCAAAUGUGAAGUCCAAAAAUCACUCCGAUUGGGUCGAAACUUCUGCACAGUGCUGUCGAUGUAUAUCUGUACAUAUGAUUUCUAUAUUUAUUCGAUGAACGUGUCAACAUGUGAACAAACAGUGGAGCGUUGUUGAGAAUCUUGUUUUCAUAAUGUUUA
This is a messenger RNA of Synchiropus splendidus (mandarinfish), 3184 nucleotides long. RefSeq names its product v-maf avian musculoaponeurotic fibrosarcoma oncogene homolog Aa (gene mafaa). Gene Ontology annotation, cellular component: nucleus. Gene Ontology annotation, molecular function: DNA-binding transcription factor activity, RNA polymerase II-specific; RNA polymerase II cis-regulatory region sequence-specific DNA binding. Gene Ontology annotation, biological process: regulation of transcription by RNA polymerase II. Bases 716 to 1639 code for a protein of 307 amino acids. Lineage: Eukaryota; Metazoa; Chordata; Actinopteri; Syngnathiformes; Callionymidae. The record is from RefSeq and is a predicted model, not a curated record. The transcript has a single exon.